CACGUUCUGUGCGUGUCCCACGUGCAGAUGUUUACGCAUCUUUGGCAGGGCUACGUCAGCAGCAGCAGCUCGGAUGAAAACAUUGUUAUGAAGAGAAGAGUAGCGUCGGCGGUGAACGCGGGUGCAUCAGGAUGUGCGGCGAUGUUGCGCGAGAGAAUACGACAGUUUCUGGCUGGUAUCUGGUUCGCAACCCUGUAGUGCUUUCCGAACGACUCUGACGCCUGGAUCUUUCUUCCAACUGGGGAAACCAGCUUAGAUAGUGCAGUCGAAUCGAGAGGGAACGACACAUUGUGACCGCGGAGCUUUUCUCGACUCGAGUCAGUCGCCGCACAACGCGUUCCCUCCUGCGGAGCUGCAAACAGAUGCCCGCAUGUGACGAUGUGAGCGAGCGAGCGAGCGCGCGACAGACAAUGCACGCGCAGGGCCCCGGGUCCUUGCGCUCGCGGGUCAGGUACUCUCGCGGUAGCAGGUGGAGUGGAGCGGCGGCGCGGGGCGAGUUUUGGAAAAGAAAUGUCACACUUUUUGGUAAUAAGUUGAGCGGUGCGUCUGGGCGGCUGUUUUUAAGGAAGUUAUGGCCUGUCGGCUUUUGGUGGAGUUAGACUUGCCGGACAGUUUUAUUGAAGAAUUUAUCCGCGGUCAGUUAGUUGGUUAGACGACGGUCGGUUCGGUCAACUUCAAGUGUGUCGUUUUGGCGAGAACUUAAGACGAAGAAACUGAUUCUGAAGAGAAGCGCUCGGCUGUCCCGGUCCGGUCCGGUCCGGCCCGGAUAUAUAAUAAGCGUUUUAAAUUAAGCACACAGCUGACGACGACGGUGUAAAAAAAAAAAAAAAAAAAAAAAAAAUCAUCAUGUCUUUCACGAUGGAGGACACCCUGGAAUCGGGUUGGGUGGCCGUCCGGCCCAACGUCUUCGACGAAAAAGAGAAGCACAAGUUUGUCUUUAUAGUGGCGUGGAACGAGGUGGAGAGCAAGUUCGCCGUGACCUGCCACGACCGCACCGUGCAGAGACGCGCGGCCGAGGGGCUCGCGCUCUGCGGCGGGGCAGACGCCGGGCACGCGGCGGGGAGUCCGGCCAGCAGGAACGGGGAGAAUAAAAGCCCCGCUCGGGCCGAGUCUCCAGGGCGACAAGGAGCGGUGGGAGCCGUUCCAGCGGCGGCGAGCGGGGGCCUCGAGUCUUUGGAGCCCACGGCGGGGAAAGAAGAAGAAGAAGAAGAAGGAGGAGGAGGAGGAGGCGGCGACGACGACGCCGCCGCCGGAGACUCGGACGACGCGGAGCCCGCUGUUCGGGAACACUCGAGCUGGGCCGGCCUCUUCUCCUUCCAGGACAUGAGAGCCGUCCAUCAGCAGCUGUGCUCCGUCAACUCGGACCUGGAGCCGUGCCUGCCCGCCUUCCCCGAGGAGCCCUCGGCCGUGUGGACGGUGCUGUUCGGCCUCCCGCAGGUGAGCCACAGGGACGUGGACGCGCUCUGCUACCAGCUCCAGGUGUACCUGGGCCACGCGCUCGACACGUGCGGCUGGAGGAUCCUGUCCCAGGUGCUGUUCGCCGAGGGCGACGAUCCGGACGAGUACUACGAGAGCCUGAGCGAGCUGCGGCACGAGGGCUACGAGGAGGCGCUGCUGCGGGCCAAGAGGCGCCUGCACGAGCUCCUGGAGAAGCACAAGGCUACAGACAGCAUGGUGGAGUUGCUGGAGAUCUACCAGGAGGAGGAUGAGGCCUACGCAGCGCUAGUGGAGGCCACCACAGAGCUGUACCAGUACCUGCUGCAGCCCUUCAGAGAUAUGAGGGAGCUGGCCAUGCUGCGGCGGCAGCAGAUCAAGAUCUCCAUGGAGAAUGACUACCUGGGCCCCCGCAGGAUCGAGGGCCUGAAGAAAGAGGAUGCGGACUGGCAGAAGAAAGCACAUGCUGCUGUACUGUCCAUCCAGGACCUCACUGUGAAGUACUUUGAGAUUAUAGCUCGAGCACAAAAAGCGGUGUACGAGCGCAUGCGCAUGGACCAGAAGAAGUUUGGAAAGGCGGCGUGGGCUGUGGCGGUGGACCGCAUGGAGAAGCUGCAGUAUGCCGUGUCCAAAGAGUCACUGCAGCUCAUGAGGGCCAAAGAGAUCUGCCUGGAGCAGAAGAAGCACACAUUGCGGGAGGAGAUGCAGGGCCUGCAGGAUAGCAAGGAUGCAAUGGUGCGUUUGGACCAGCUCGAGGCACAGUACUACGAACUGCAGCUGCAGAUCUACGAGAUCCAAUUUGAGAUCCUCAAAUAUGAGGAGUUGCUGCUGACCGGGCAGCUGGAGAGCAUCAAGAGGCAGAUGAUUGAGCGGCAGGAUGAGGUGGUGUACUACGACACUUAUGAGAGCACCGAGGCCAUGCAGGCCACCGAAGACAUGGCCACUUCGGUGCAGCCUUGCCGUGAGGAGCUGCACAGGCUGCAUCAGAGGGUGCGGCAGCUGGAGGCCAGGAGGGGACGCAUCACAGCGAAGAAGGCCUACCUCAGAAAUAAGAAGGAAAUUUGCAUUGGUAAUCACAGUGAAAAGGUACAGCACCGCCAUGGAGCUCAGGAGGACAAGUCCCAACAUCCCCUACAGCAGAAAGAGGAGGAGAAGCCGAGCGCUCGGGUCAGUCAGGAACGACAGAUGACACUGGACAGACUGCGCAGCUUCAAGCAGCGAUACCCUGGUCAGGUGACACUGAAGUCUACGAGGCUCCGGUUGGCGAAUGCCCGAAGGAGAACUGGUGGCGCUUCUAAUACAAGUGCAGGCCCAGAUCAGCCGCAGUCACUUGUCACGCCAGACAGCGUUCCUGCUCUUGAGCUGCUGGAGCACCCUGCUGAUGCCAGCAUGGCUCUUGAACGCGAUUGCGUUUCUUUACCUCCUGGGAGCACUACCGCUCUCGAGACUAAUCUAAGCCCUCCUCCUGCUCCACCCAUCUCCCUGCCACCAGGAGGGAACCUAGCUUCUCCAGGGCCCCCACCUCCCCCGCCACCCCCUCCUCCGCCUCCGCCAAGUUCUGCUUCCACAGAGGCUCCUGCCGAGGUCAACAAGGAGCUACAUAGCCCUUUGCGGAAGUCUGAGGGAAAGGACACUCUUGAACCAAGCAUCGGCCCCAUCUCGGCACGAUUCUUUGACAGCAGCCAGCUGGUGACUGCCAGAAAGAAGCUUAAGAAGACUGCUGCACUAGAGGCCUCCCAUAAGAGGAGAGUGAGCUCACCAAUGGACGAAGUACUGGCCUCUCUCAAGCGCGGCAGCUUUCACCUGCGCAAGGCAGAGCUGCGCGUGUUGCGGCCCGACCCAGAUGAGGAUGACAGCAACAACAUCCUGGCACAGAUCCGCAAAGGCGUGAAGCUGAAGAAGGUGCAGCAGCACGAAGAGGAGCUGCGCAACACACUGGGUGACCUGCGCCACUCGACUGACCCACUUGCUCGUAGUAUCCACGAAGCUCUGCGGCGCAUCAAGGAGGCCUCGCCUGAGUCCGAGUCGGAGGACGAGGGACUGCAGUGUGCGGACUGGGAAAGCUAGGCCUCCUCCAUCACGUCUGCCAUCCAAGCCAACCUUGUGUUGUACACUGGGCCUGCUGUUUUCCCCUUUCAGUUUGGCUUUAAUAAUUUAAAAUAUGAUUUUCAGCGCCCUGCCCAAACACCCACACGGAUCAGCAAACCAUCGUUCCAUCCAGCUCAAAACUUGCUCAGUUGCGUUGAAGGCAACCAGUGGAAUGAUGUUGGGAGUACAUGCUCAAUUUUUGCAGCUCUCUGUUUCUGGAUGAAGUUUUUUUUUUUUUGGUUCCCUCCUUCCUAUGUUUAUUUGCCUGUGGAAAUCCUAUAUGCAGGCUUCAGUUGAGUGUCGCUGUUGUGGGAAUUGACAUUUCAUUGAUGAAGAGCAUCCUAGGGCUAUUCCUCUGAAAGCCCCUCCCCCUGCACUGGAUUAGUGCACUGUACUGACACGCUCAUUGGCCAUUAUCAAUGUGUUACUGUUUAUUUAUAUGCUCAGUUUGUUUGUGUGUUUGAGUAUAACAUGAAGUGUCAUGAGGUUGUAUGCUCACAAAGUUCAUGGAGACCACAGUUGCUGUCAGUGUUGUCAAAAUCUGACGUCUCUACGUUCAUUGACACAUCUGAAGUUUUUUUGACUUACUUUCUAUAUUUACAGCACAUUUUGUGACCUUCUUUGAAAACAUGCCAGUGCGUGACAUUUUUAUUUUUGUCUCGCAUUUCCAGUAUCAUCUUUUUGUCGAUGCAUCAUGAUGGGCUGAUGGCCAUUUGUAUAAAUAUCAGAGCCCAAGUUCAGAUGAGAACAUUUUUAAGUAGCAUGUGAUGUGAGAGCUGUCUUCUGUUUUCACGAGUACAAUCAUCCAUUCGACUCGGUGAAGCAGGUUUGUGUGAUUGGCUCUCUUGCCUUCUGGACGUAGUCAGCGUCGCGAAGGGGCAAAAUGUUGCGUCAUCCAACCCCCACUGCACAAGAGACACUUGUUUUCCUUCUGCCUGCCACCUCAUUGUAUAUAUUCACCCAUGUUCUGAUUUAAUUUGUCUUUCCAUCCGUUUUGUCUUGCUGAGGAUUUAAGCCCCUUGCUAGAAGUGCAGGGAGUACAGAGCACUGUAACAGUGUCCUGCCCCACACUUUAAAGUAUCAUUACCCGUUUUAGCAAUUUCCACCUUUUCUCUUCAUGAGACCUACAUAUACUUCAAGUUUCAGGUGUGAAGUCUUCAACUGUGGGACUUCUGCUUGACCUUUCCAGUAUUAAUUCUUAUUUUUCUUAUUUAAACGUUCUGCACUAAUCAGCCCUGCCAAGGCUUGUUAUCUUAUGUACUUCUACUUUAAACAAGCAAAAACGGAUGAAGCUCCGAAGGGGUCCUGUAGGAUAACAUCAGAUAUUUUCUUAAAGUAACAACUAGUGUGAUGUAAUAUUUGUAGUAAUCUUCCCUAAUAACCAGCAUAGUUUUACAAGGUUUUGCUGCCGUUUUUCCUAUACAAAGAGGUCUUUUCAAGAGGCUGCUGAUGCAUCACAUUCAGUCUCCUUACGAAAGGCGACAAAUUUGUGUUAUUUUUUUAAGCAUCAUGAUGCCAGUUUUUGAAGUCAUUCUGUCUUGAAACUAUGCUAUGGAAUACAAAGCUGAGUUGUCUCCUUGUUGGGUUGGUGUAUUUGCAUCAGUCCAAACGCACUUUGAAGCUCCUGGCCGCUGCUGUUGGAGAGGUGUGGACGUCCUGCUGAGCCCGGCACUCGCCGUCCGCUGGAGACAAGUGACUCUCGGAAAGCCAGAGCUUGGUGGUUUCGUAAUCACACUGACUCUGCUGGACUCGUACAAUAUUAUUGUGUCUGCAGUACAUGCUUUGUUGCAAUUAACUGCCUCGUUGCAGUUUGCUUGUGCACAGAGACCUGGGAUAGAGAGGAAAGAUCGAUAGGAAUGCAAUCGCUGCUAACAUCUGGAACUGCAGCGGCACAUUGAUUUAGGCAUGUUUACACUGUGAGUGAGCAGACCAGCCAGAGACAAACAGUGGUCUAAUCAAUUAGUGACACACUGCAAACUCCUGUAGCACAAACACUGACCGUCCUCUGGCGCUGGACGCCGGACUCUCGGAAACCCAGGAAACGGCGGAGCUGCGCUCUGAGGGAGCGCGGUGGCGCAACUUUGCCUGAGCCGAACGAGCAGCAUUUCUUGGCCUACAGUAGGACGAGUGUGAACAGGGGUGUGUCGACUGGCUUUCUUCUCGUAACGGUGAGGCUUUUCGAUUUAUGCUUUCGAGUGCUCGUGUGACUUGGUGGCUCGUUUUGUUGCGACCGUGUGCUGUCGUAUCCACUUGCACAGCAUGCGUUUUGGACACCCUUGCUUAUCCAUGUGACUGACACGGAGGAUCCUGGGUAGUCCAGCUGCCCCCUUAGGCAGUUAGUGAUUCUGUCUUGCUUUCCUGAAGUGAUGUGGGACAGUCUUAUCUAAAAUGUCUACUGUCAUAUACAGCUGCAGUGCCACCUACUGACAACAUUACAUAUAUAUACUGUAUAUGGGGUUUUUUUUUUUCCCCCCCUCCCCUUUUUCU
Messenger RNA from Scleropages formosus (Asian bonytongue), 6009 nucleotides. It is a transcript of the gene jmy, whose product is annotated as junction mediating and regulatory protein, p53 cofactor. Lineage: Eukaryota; Metazoa; Chordata; Actinopteri; Osteoglossiformes; Osteoglossidae. The transcript has 10 exons. Bases 847 to 3501 code for a protein of 884 amino acids. Gene Ontology annotation, biological process: 'de novo' actin filament nucleation; Arp2/3 complex-mediated actin nucleation; intrinsic apoptotic signaling pathway by p53 class mediator. Gene Ontology annotation, cellular component: nucleus; cytoplasm. The record is from RefSeq and is a predicted model, not a curated record. Gene Ontology annotation, molecular function: actin binding; transcription coactivator activity; Arp2/3 complex binding.